CGAACCAUAAAUCGUAGUAAAAGAAUAGAAAAUUAUUGAUAUAAACCAAACAAAUCCAAAAAAAUUCCAAAACCCCUCAACCGAAGCCAAUUUUCAGUUGUACCAUGUCUCAACCGAAGGUGAUUUUCGGUUGGUCCAUGGUACAACCGAAAAUUGGCUUUGGUUGAGGGGUUUUGGGUUUUUUUGAAAAAAAAAUUUGGAUUUUUACCUCGUCGGAUUCGCUACGCAUGAUUCAGACGUAUUCCCAACGAUUACGACUCGAGAAUGUCAACGAUGAAUUCGAGAGUGUGGGAAAUUGAGUGUUUUUCAUUUUUUUUAGUCAAAGUGAUGUUUGUUUGCUAAAGAUGUCAAAAGGUUAAAAGUGUAACUUUGUUAUUUUUUAGGACGAUCAAUAGAAAUUUUAAGGACGAACUUUAUCAAUUCCCAUAAUUUAUUGAUGAUAUUAGUCUUUAUGACAAUGUAAUUGAAGGAGUUAAUUUACCGUAUAAGGAUGUGGGUAUGUUGAGAAAUUAUUUGUAGUUAUAUCAGUGCACCCAUAGGCAGAGCGGGAACUCUGGUGGUUAAUCAGUGACUUGACAUCGACUCACCCUAAUAACUAAAAUCGCAAUUGACGUGUGAUUGAUGUGAGCGGACCGUGGAUCGGUAAGUCUUCUACGUGCACUUAUUUGGGUGGGUUACAGGUCACCCUAACCUACACCACACUUUCACAUGACUUAGAGUUGUUUUUUAUUUAUACUAUCGAAUGACGAAUAUUGAUCAAAUUUCCUAACCACACCAAACACUAACAAUGGACUUCUAAAAGUGGAAGAAUAUUUUUUAACUACUACAAGCAUUAGAUGGGUGCGCAACAGACAAAGUAACAUGUCUAAAUUGUUAUAGUCUUUCUCGUUUAUGAGAAAUUUAUUAUAAUUGUUAGUCGAAUUACCUAAUGACUAGUUGUGGAAUUGUUUUUGCAUGCUAAUCUAAAACACAACCGCACACACCCAUCCCACCCAUCCCACCCAAUCCAAAAAAGAAUACAGAUUGAUAGCGAGUCACAAUUGUAUCAUUCGUUAUGAAUUGAGAGGGUCAGUUUGAGUUAGAAGCUCACCCAACUCAUUCAUUGUCCAUCCCUAGACUUGUAUACAUACAUAUCCACGAGCACCCAUUGCACCAGGUUGAAUUUUAUCUUUUCAAAACGUAAUAUGUAUUUUACUAGAUUUUUUGCGGGUACACUCGUUAAAGUUGAAUUUAAAUUUGGAGAAAUUCAACCCAACUCUCUAUCAUGCCUGCAUUUAAGAUUAAUAAAUGAAAAGUUGGAGAAAAUGGUGGACUGGAUGCCACAGUUACCUUGUUGUAAUGAAAAAUAGCGGUUUACCGCUCAAAUAGGUCGGUGGACAGGUUGGCCGUUACCUAUUAGUAUUGUUAGGGGACUCUACCAUUGCAAAGAAAAAUAACGAUUGGUUGAGGCAACAUAAAUGUCAAACAAUUAGCCAUUACCUUAUCAAUAUCAAAACACGAUUCCACAACCAGAAACGUUUCAUUACUGAACAUGGACCAAUCUACCAUUUAAUCCGAGUUAUUAUCAACAAGAACCUCUAUAAAUAACCCUUCACAUGAUUGGUAUAUCAAUCUAAAAAUUGUGUAAACAAGUUCUUGCGGCUUUGGAGCUCGGCGAAGAAGAAAAGCUGUUGGAACGUCAGAGGUAGUUGUUCUUGCAAUACUUGUAGAUCAAUAGGUCGGCAAUGUUUGUCAUCCGGUCAACCUUUUAGGUACAAUCGCAAAGUUCAAUUAUCUUCAGAGCACUCCACUCUGAGACGUUGACUUGAGGUAUGAAGAUAUCUUUAAUCCUAACAGGUCGACCACUACAUGAUACAAUCAACCAGAUAAAGUACGUACGGGUACAUAUACGUGUAUUAAACGGAGUAUUUACUAACUAUGUUCGCAACAAACUCAUGUCACAACAAAAUACGUAUAUCAUCCAUUCUACCAUUUCCUAAAGCGAUCAACCAUCUUCCUAAAACGAUCGACUAUUUAACUCCAAGUCAUAUUGACUUAAAAGUCCCCCAUAAAACAAUUUUACCCCUCAUUUCAUUUACCCCACAUCAAAUGUAAAUCCAAGUCUCACCAAUCAAACUGAGUCGCCGAAUCGGCCGACCCAAGAAACAUAAAAUAUCGAGUAAAUUCCAUCAAGUUGGGGUCACUGAGUCAUCAACGCCAAUGAUAGCAGAAGCGUGUCUCCAGCAAAAAAAUUGCCAAAAGGGAUAAAACAUGGGUCAAAGGUUCACUCAAAAAUUGAAACCGGACAGCCGAAUGCGUGACAUUUCGUCACAUAGAUGGGCCAAUAAUUGGGAUCCCUAUCCUUCCAUCCCACUCGUCACUAUCACUCUCAUGCCAACCUCAUUGCUUACUUCAUAUAUAUAUAUCGAUACCCUUCCCCUUUUUUCCUAUAUCUUUUUAAUUUCCUAUUUGUCCUUUGCGAAAUUGUGGAAAAAAUCUCAAAGUACACACGUUCUUAAAAAAAAUUCCCAAAAUACAUGAGUUAUAAAAAAAUUUCCCAAAGUACACAUGUUUGAGCAUCACCGUUUUAGACAAACGCGGUGAAGAUUAUCACCGCGUUUGACGAACACGGUGAGUACUUCAUCGUUUUAAACAAAAACGGUGAAGUAUUCACCGUUUCAAACUAAAACGGUGAAGUUUUCACCGCGUUAAUUAACAACGGUGAACACAUCACCGUUUUGGUCAAAAACGGUGAAGCCUUCACCGUUGUUAAGUAACGCGGUGAUCAUUUCCCACGUUUCCCACCCCUGGUAGGUCAAAAUUAGGUCGCAGCUACCUCCUAUUCACCGUUUGAGACAAACGCGGUGAUGGUGUUAACCGUUGUUGACAAAAACGGUGAAUAGUAGGCAGAUUUUCCUAUAAAUAGCACACCACCAGCAGUUGUAAAAACAUAACCACUCCCCUUUCUUCAAAUUUCAGCAGCCAAAAUCGAGCAUAAUACACAGAACAGAAAUUUUUCGGUAUGUUGAGACUUUUCGUAUUAUAGUCUAAUUAUGUUUUUAGUAGUUAUAGUAUGAUUUAAUUUUCGUAUUAUGUUGUUGUUAGUUAGUUGAACUUAUGUUCGUUAGUUAUAGUAUGAUUUAAUUUUCGUAUUAUGUUGUUGUUAGUUAGUUGAACUUAUGUUCGUUAGUUAUAGUAUGAUUUAAUUUUCGUAUUAUGUUGUUGUUAGUUAGUUGAAUUUAUUUUCGUUAGUUAUGGUAUGAUUUAAUAUUAGUUGUACAAUAUGAUUUUGGUUAAUUUUACUGUCUUUAAGCUAAUAGAUACUUAUUGUAAAUUGUAGAUAUGGGUAAAUUCAAGAAGUUUCAUCUUACUAUUCGGUGGAAUGGAAGGGUGACAAACUCUGACAUAGGCAUUGAUUAUGAGGACGGCGAAUCCAUUAUGCUGAAAAUUGAAUCCCGAUUCAAUUUUCAAGAACUCUGUGAUCUUUGUGCAGAAAGGGUUUGUACGAGCGGACAGACGAGACUUGGCAAAAUUACUUACCGGUAUCCAGACAUGAGUGCUGGCGGGGUCGUGUUCCAAGAAGUUGUCAUAAACGAUGAUGACGCGGUUAUGAUGAUGUUACAGUUCCUAAGCGAUAACCAAGUCCGGCUUGCAGAGGUGUAUGUUGAGACCGAGGCGCUCGGUGAAUCUCAUUCUCACCAGUAUUCUUAUGAUGAUGGUUUUGCAGGAGGGUACGAAUGGGGUGGUAGUUCGAGCAACUACCAAGGCGGUGGUUAUACAGGAGGUUACGGGGAGGGUGGUGGUUCAAUCAACUACGGUGGAUCGAGUAGUGCAGGAUGGGACCAAUACUCGCAACCUCCUAAACCAGCCCCAUUUGUUGAGGCCGAUGGUGUUCAAUGGCCUGCUUGGGGGCCAGAGUGGUAUGGAAUCGAGAAUACCAUUCGAUCAGGGCGUACUUCACAUGAGCGAGAGGACGAUUCCUUAAAAAAAAUAGGAAAAAACAUCAAUUUAUUAGAUUAAAUAAAGCCAAAUAAAACAUUAGAAAAUAAUAAAAUAAAGCAAGUCAGUUCAUCAAAUUACCGGAUUGUUAUCCCAAAUGGCACGGGAGCGAUGCAUUUCUUGAUCGGUUAAGAGACUCGCAUCCUUUGGGCCAUAAUGGAUAUACAAUCGAGGAUCGUAUAUCUCGGCACCCAUCUAUAAAAAAGUAAUGAAAUCAGAGAUUGUUUUGAUAAAAAAAAAUCAAAUUGUUUCGAUUAAAAAAAAUCACAAACCAAAAACCUACACGAAGAGCCUCUUCGUCCAUUAUUGGCGGAAGCCGGACAGAGGUUCGACGGGUUUAGCUUUGUAAGGGACGGGAACUUAACGGGACGGGGGCUUUAGGGUCAAACUCUAGUAAUUCUUUCUGAUGUGGAAGAUCGGACUUAGCCGCAACCACAGAGCAUACUUAGAACGAGACUAGAGCGGAUAAAUUGAGGGAGAAAGAAGUGAAAUGUUUGUGGGGUGAGUUGAAAGUGAAAGGGGAAGGGGGUAUUUAUAGUUUGGGAGAAGGGGGGAGAAGCUGCUGCGCAGUUAUUAGGGCUCCAUUCACCGCGUUUGAUGAACGCGGUGAACUCCCCGCUUUAGCCGCAAACGGUGAAUGCAAAGGUGACGUGGCGUGCUGUGAGGCGUCGGAUCGUGGGAAGAAAACCACGAUCCGCGUCUCACCGCAUCUAACGGCCACGGUGAAAGCACGCCAACGCGGAUCACUGACGCAAACAAACACGGGUUAUUCACCGUGUUUGUCUAACGCGGUGAAUACCCCGUGCUGUCCACGUCAGCGCCUUCACCGCGGCCAACAAAAAUGGUGAAGCCUUCACCGUUUUUGUUUAAAACGGUGAGGUAUUCACCGUUUUUAACAAACGCGGUGAACCCUUCACCGUUUUAGUUUGGAACGGUGAAUACAUCACCGUUUUAGUUUAAAACGGUAAAGUACUCACCGUGUUCAUCAAACGCGGUGAUGACCUUCACCGUUUUUGUCUAAAACGGUGAUGCUCAAACAUGUGUACUUUUGGAAUUUUUUUUAUAACUCAUGUAUUUUGAGAAUUUUUUUUAAGAACGUGUGUACUUUGGGAUUUUUUUCGCGAAAUUGUUCAAAUUCAACAUUUGAUGGAAAAUUACAUCAAAUUAAUUUGUGUGAGAUAUUUUGUUAAUUCUUUUUGUUCGAUGAAUUGACAUCCAUAUAUUAGAGAGGGUAUCAUGACACCCGAAUUGUGAGUGUUGGAACUUUACACAAAAUACAUUAGGUGAAUGAAAUCAGUGCAUAUAUGCACAUGCCCCAUUCACGCACAUGCAUCAGAAUGAUGGCGAUGCAUAGGGCUGCAAAUGAGCCGAGCUGCUCGAGUGAUGGAACUUUACACGAAAUACAUUAAGUGAAUGGAAUCGGUGCAUAUAUGCACAUGCCCCAUUCACGCACAUGCAUCGUUCUGAUGGCGAGGUGCUCGACUCGGGAAAAGCUCGUUUGAAACUCGAUUCAUUUAUUAACGAGCCGAGCAUGAGCUAAGCCUUGUUCAGCCAAUGAAGGUCGCGAGCUAACUCGACUCGGUGGCUUGUUUGUUGAGCUAAACUCAUGAGCUGACUUGUUUAGAGCUCCCGAGAUGUCUCACAUUGUGGCUAGAGAGCCAACUCGAUUACCGAGUUAUGGGCGAAUCAAUCUAUAUCUUAUGAGUUUAAUUGAUAUGAUUGUUAAAUUAUAUAUCUCACCAUAUAUGAAGUUUAACAAGCUGAGUAUGUGAACAAAUAUAUAUUAUUUUUAUUUAAAAAGAAAAUUUAUAUCAUAAAUUGCUUCGAUACUAUUAAAUAACAUGAUUUGGACUAGUUAAAAUUUAUUAACUAAAUAAUAUGAUACCAACAAAGUAUAAUAUGAGAU
Molecule: messenger RNA, 5884 nt
Organism: Linum trigynum
Lineage: Eukaryota; Viridiplantae; Streptophyta; Magnoliopsida; Malpighiales; Linaceae
Source: the annotation of a GenBank genome assembly